AUGUUCGAAAGUGUGGAAGAAAUAUAUAAACGUAAUUACAAUUCCAUUAAAGUGCUUUUUGGCGUAUCCUUCAGUUUGGGUGUGAACUUGACAGCGCCUAGUAAAAUAAAAGAUGCCUUGAAAUUUUUCAAUGUGAUUUUAGUGGUGACCAGUCUUCUAUGCUUAUAUGGGCAGUGGUGUUAUUUCAACAGACAUAUUGACAAUAUACCACUUUCAGCAGAGACCGUUUGCAUUGCUCUGCAAAUUGUUAUGGCCGUUGUAAAAAUGGUGUAUUACCUCUUCACCCAACGUACUUUCUAUCGCCUUCUGGAUCAGACUUUAACACAUGAAAUAAUACGGAAAAUAGAAAUAUUUGAACAUGAUUUUCCAAUAAAUCGCCAGUUGAAGCAGGAGAUCGAUGAUAUAAUGAGUGGAGCUUGGCAAAACGCCCGUCGCCAAAUAUUAUUUUAUUUCUGUUGUUGUGUGGGUAUUACUUCCACUUACUUUUUUGGCGCUGUCUUUGUCAAUCUCUAUCAUCAACUGAGGCAAACACCCGAUUAUGAGCUUAGAUUAGCACUUCCCGCAUUGUAUCCAUUUUGGGAAGAUAAGGGCAUGACAUUCCCCUACUAUCCAUUGCAAAUGUAUAUCACUGGCUGUGCUAACUAUAUCGCUGGCAUGUCUGCGAUGAGUUUCGACGGCGUCUUCAUCGUGCUAUGUCAGCAUGCGGUUGGCUUGGUAAAGGUCCACAAUUUGUUGGUGCUACGAUCCACCUCACCAUUGAUACCGGUUGAGAGGCGGGUCGAAUAUCUGCGUUAUACCAUCAUUACUUAUCAGCGAAUAUAUAAUUAUAUGCAGCAGAUCCAAAAAAGCUUCAAACAAGUGAGCUUGUCCCAAUUCGUGCUGAGCUUAAUUAUACUUGGUAUCGUACUGUUCGAAAUGAAUUUCGGUUUAAAAUCCAGCAUAUUUGUCGUUAUUCGUAUGAUGUUUUAUAUUUUGGCGUCAGGAACUCAAAUUAGUUUAUACUGUAUUAAUGGGCAGCAACUAACAACCGUGAGCGAAGAGAUUCCGUUAGCGUUAUACAGUUGCAAUUGGUAUGAGGAAAGCGGCAAAUUCAAACAACUGCUGCGCAUGAUGAUUAUGAGGACUAAUCGACAUUUUAACUUGGAAGUAUCUUCGUUUACUCUCAUGAAUUUGGCCACCUUGAUUGCGUUAUUCAGAAUGAGUGGUUCGUACUUUUUGUUGUUGCGUAAUCUUCAAGAAAAAUAA
Messenger RNA from Bactrocera tryoni, 1245 nucleotides. Its product is annotated as odorant receptor 63a-like. Lineage: Eukaryota; Metazoa; Arthropoda; Insecta; Diptera; Tephritidae. The coding region runs from base 1 to 1245 and encodes 414 amino acids. The transcript has 10 exons. Gene Ontology annotation, biological process: detection of chemical stimulus involved in sensory perception of smell; sensory perception of smell. The record is from RefSeq and is a predicted model, not a curated record. Gene Ontology annotation, molecular function: olfactory receptor activity; odorant binding. Gene Ontology annotation, cellular component: plasma membrane.